UUUGUAAUUGCCGAAACUGGUAUUUAGGGGGUUAGGGUGUUGACGGCCAAUCAGCAACACCCGAAAAGAAACCCUCGUUUUGCAGAGGUUCCCCGAACUCGCGACCUCAGCCUUCACAACUCAGACCUUCACACCUUUGCCUGUCCAAGAUCAGCUUUCUACUCAAGAUGAUAAGGCUCCCAUCAUUCGCUGCUUCGCGCUCGCUCGUCCCGCUGCGACCGAGCCAGCAGGCUCUCGUGCGUACUUUCUCGGCCUCGACAUCGGCGUCGAAGCCAGACAAGCAGGUCGUCGUGUCCAAGUCGGCGCUGCCCAAAGACUACCCCUUGCCUUCGGAGCGCAAGCCUCAGAACGUGAUCGACUAUGCUAUGACUACGCUUGAUGCUAUUGCGAAUUGGGCUCGUCAGGGCUCGUUCUGGCCCAUGACCUUCGGUCUGGCGUGCUGUGCAGUCGAGAUGAUGCAUUUGUCCGGUCCCAGAUACGAUCAGGAUCGUGUGGGAAUUAUUUUCCGUGCCUCGCCGCGUCAGUCCGAUAUUAUGAUUGUCGCCGGAACCCUCACAAACAAGAUGGCUCCCGCUUUGAGACAGGUUUACGACCAGAUGCCUGAGCCCCGAUGGGUGCUGUCUAUGGGCUCCUGUGCCAACGGUGGUGGCUACUACCACUACUCUUACUCUGUCGUCCGUGGUUGCGACCGAAUCGUUCCUGUCGACGUCUACGUUCCCGGAUGCCCGCCUACCUCGGAAGCUCUCAUGUACGGAAUUCUGCAGUUGCAGAAGAAGAUGAGACUCCAGAAGAUCACUAGACUCUGGUACCGAAGCCGGUAAAUGUUGGUUGAGUUCGAUAUGUCAAAGGAUGCAAGAUUACACGUUCGCAAGAGAGUGGGCGUGGGAAAAGUCUGUUGUGUGUUCAUGACGGCUGCCUGGCAUUGGUUUUAGAGCAUGCAGUGCGGACUUUGUUUUGUAGCGUGGCGGUGUGAAUUGCGGCAAAGCGAUUUCGCACAUGGAGAAAACGGGAUUCAGAUCAGGCAGUGUUUGACUUUUUUUGCUAGAGUCGAGAUUGUGUUUUGUGGAUUUCCCGUUUUGUUCAUUUGAAUGAUGUUGUUUUUUUGGCGGGGUGUCGGGUCAAUUGUACUGGUUUUUUUCUUUUUUACACAUGUUCAUUAUCUACACAUUUUUUCAAUCUAAUUUAUUUGCAUAUGAAAUACAAAAGGGAGAGUUGAUGAAACGUCAAUUAUCGCACGGA
Molecule: messenger RNA, 1239 nt
Organism: Myxozyma melibiosi
Lineage: Eukaryota; Fungi; Ascomycota; Lipomycetes; Lipomycetales; Lipomycetaceae
Exons: 3
Coding region: 168-821 (217 amino acids)
Biological process (GO): mitochondrial respiratory chain complex I assembly; electron transport coupled proton transport; aerobic respiration
Molecular function (GO): NADH dehydrogenase (ubiquinone) activity; 4 iron, 4 sulfur cluster binding; quinone binding
Source: RefSeq, a predicted model, not a curated record